Messenger RNA from Ixodes scapularis (black-legged tick), 628 nucleotides. RefSeq names its product histone H2B. Lineage: Eukaryota; Metazoa; Arthropoda; Arachnida; Ixodida; Ixodidae. Gene Ontology annotation, molecular function: structural constituent of chromatin; protein heterodimerization activity; DNA binding. The coding region runs from base 196 to 570 and encodes 124 amino acids. The record is from RefSeq and is a predicted model, not a curated record. The transcript has a single exon. Gene Ontology annotation, cellular component: nucleosome.
UCUUUAUCUUUUACUCCCCUUCCCCUACCCCAAAACAAAGGUGACAUAUUGAGCUUCCGGCUCAGCAACACUUCCUUUGAUUUCCUCCUCCCAAUACUCUAACUAACUGAAAAUUUCAGGUUGCCCCAGUUGUUGUUUCGCCAUCUUUUUGCGAGUAACAACGUCGAUCUUCUCCCGAAGACAAGUCGCGCGAGGAUGCCCCCCCAACCGAGCGGAAAAGCAGUGAAGAAGGCGGGCAAGGCACAGAAAAAUGUGCGUGCCACCGACAAGAAGAAGAAGAGGCGCAAGAGGAAGGAGAGCUUCAGUAUCUACAUCUACAAGGUGCUCAAACAGGUCCAUCCCGACACCGGAGUGUCCAGCAAGGCCAUGUCGAUCAUGAACAGCUUCGUGAACGACAUCUUCGAGCGCAUCGCAGCAGAGUCGUCUCGGCUGGCUCACUACAACAAGCGCUCGACCAUCACUAGUCGGGAGAUCCAGACAGCUGUGAGGCUCCUGCUGCCGGGUGAACUGGCAAAGCAUGCGGUGUCCGAGGGCACCAAGGCUGUCACCAAGUACACCAGUUCCAAGUAACACCCAGGAGCUAUCUCCCUGCUGUAUGUACAAACGGCCCUUUUGAGGGCCAUACUCA